Molecule: messenger RNA, 3499 nt
Organism: Vigna umbellata (rice bean)
Lineage: Eukaryota; Viridiplantae; Streptophyta; Magnoliopsida; Fabales; Fabaceae
Source: RefSeq, a predicted model, not a curated record
AAAUAUCUUGCAGAGGUAAAUUGCUGGCAGGAUUGGUUGGUCUUCUCUGAUAUAUUCUAUUUUCUUAUUAAAAGUGGGUGCAUUGAUUUUGUUGAUUUUGUGGACAAGCUGGUUUCACGACUUACAGAGGGUGAUCAUCAUAUACUUAAGACCAAUCAUGUGACCUGGUUGCUUGCACAGAUAAUUCGAAUUGAGCAAGUUAUGAAUGCUUUGAACACUGAUCCUAGAAAGGUGGAGACAACCAGAAAGAUUUUAUCAUUCCAUAGAGAAGACAAAAGUUCGGAUCCUAAUAAUUCUCAAAGUAUCUUGCUUGAUUUUGUGAGCAGCUGUCAAAAUUUACGUAUUUGGUCGCUUAACUCAUCAACCAGGGAAUAUCUGAACAAUGAACAGCUUCAAAAAGGAAAGCAAAUAGAUGAAUGGUGGAGACAAGCGAGCAAAGGGGACAGAAUGAUGGAUUAUAUGAAUAUGGAUGAACGCUCGAUAGGGAUGUUUUGGGUUGUGACCUACACAAUGGCACAACCUGCUUGUGAAACAGUAAUGAAUUGGUUAAAUUCUGCCGGAGUUGCUGACUUAAUGCCAGGAACAAAUAUGCAGCCUGCUGAGAGAUUAAUGGCUACACGAGAAGUGAGCCCACUGCCCAUGUCAUUGUUAGCUGGAUUUUCAAUAAACUUGUGCGUGAAGUUGUCUUAUCAAAUGGAAGAUUCUCUAUUUUCUGGGCAGGUUAUACCCAGCAUUGCAAUGGUUGAAACUUAUACCAGAUUGCUGCUCUUAGCACCUCAUUCACUCUUCCGUUCGCAUUUCAAUCAUCUGGUUCAAAGAAAUCCUUCUUUGUUGAGCAAACCUGGGGUAACACUUUUAGUGCUUGAGAUAUUGAACUACCGACUACUUCCACUUUACAGAUACCAGGGAAAAAGCAAAGCCCUAAUGUAUGAUGUUACAAAGAUAAUUUCGGCUAUAAAAGGAAAACGAGGAGAUCAUCGAGUAUUCAGAUUAGCUGAAAACCUGUGCCUGAAUCUUAUUUUCUCGUUGCGUGACUUUUUCUUGGUUAAAAGGGAAGGAAAGGGCCCGACAGACUUCACUGAAACUUUGAAUCGAGUGACUGUUAUAACUCUUGCUAUCCUAAUUAAAACUCGUGGAAUUGCUGAUGCUGAACACCUCCUUUACCUACAAAAUAUGUUGGAACAAAUCAUGGCAACUAGCAAUCAUACGUGGUCAGAGAAAACACUACAUCACUUCCCUUCUGUUCUUCGUGAAGCAUUGAGUGGUCGAACUGAUAAAAGAAGCCUUGCUAUACAAACAUGGCAGCAGGCUGAAACCACUGUAAUAAACCAGUGCAACCAGCUUCUUUCACCAUCAACUGAUCCUAGUUAUGUUUUGACCUAUAUCAGUCAUAGUUUCCCUCAGCAUCGACAAUAUCUAUGUACUGGUGCAUUGAUAUUAAUGCAUGGCCAUGCAGAAAAUAUUAACAGUGGAAACCUGGGACGUGUCCUGCGGGAGUUCUCUCCUGAAGAGGUGACAUCUAAUAUUUACACAAUGGUGGACGUUCUGCUUCAUCAUAUGCAGAUAGAGCUUCAACAAGGACACUCCUUACAGGACCUGAUGUUAAAAGCUUGUGCAAGCCUUGCCUUUUUUGUUUGGACUAAUGAAUUACUUCCUUUGGAUAUCUUGCUUCUGGCACUUAUUGACCGUGAUGAUGAUCCACAUGCUUUGCGUAUUGUGAUUAGUCUACUUGAUAGGCAAGAGCUUCAGCAAAGAGUAAAGCUCUUUUGUAUGACUCGUGGGUUCCCCGAACAUUGGCUUUACUCAGGAAUAUUCAAGCGAGUUGAGCUACAAAAGGCUCUUGGAAAUCACCUUGCAUGGAAGGAUCGGUAUCCUGUGUUUUUUGAUGAUAUUGCAGCACGUUUACUUCCGGUCAUCCCCUUAAUUAUAUAUAGACUUAUCGAAAAUGAUGCAAUGGAUACAGCAGAAAGAGUAUUGGCCAUGUAUACCCAUUUGCUUGCUUAUUACCCUCUAAGAUUUACAUUUGUUCGGGAUAUACUUGCAUACUUCUACGGUCAUCUUCCUGGAAAGCUUAUUGUUCGAAUCCUCAAUGUACUUGAUGUCAGUAAGAUUCCCUUUUCAGAGUCAUUCCCUCAACAAAUAAGUUCGACAAAUCCAGUCAUGUGCCCUCCUCUAGAUUAUUUUACAACUCUGUUACUGGGAAUAGUGAAUAAUGUUAUUCCUCCAUUACAUAACAAUUCAAAAUCUGGAUCAAUGGGAGAUGCAUCAAACAAUACACUGCGUCCUACACAAAACAAGCCUGCUGCAGUAUCCCAGUCUGGGCCAGCAAAUGCUUCAGAGGGCCAAAAGGCAUUUUACCAAAUUCAAGAUCCGGGAACAUACACUCAGUUGGUUCUUGAGACUGCUGUUAUUGAAAUACUUUCCCUUCCGGUAUCUGUCUCUCAGAUAGUACAAUCACUUGUUCAAAUUGUUGUUAAUAUACAACCAACCUUGAUCCAGUCCAGCAAUGCUCUUCAUGGUGGUUCAAAUAGUGUAGGGCAGGGUUCAGUGUUGCCAACAUCACCUUCAGGUGGAAGCACAGAUUCCUUAGGUGCAAGCCGAUCAACUCCUUCAGUUUCUGGAAUAAAUACCUCUAACUUUGCUUCUCGAAGUGGUUAUACAUGUCAACAACUAUCUUGUUUGUUAAUUCAAGCUUGUGGCCUUCUACUGGCUCAGCUUCCCUCUGAUUUUCAUUCACAACUUUACUUGGAAACGACACGUAUUAUAAAAGAGAACUGGUGGCUUAAGGAUGGGACAAGGUCACUUGGGGAAAUAGAUUCUGCAGUUGGCUAUGCAUUGUUAGAUCCAACAUGGGCUGCACAGGACAAUACCUCUACAGCAAUUGGGAAUGUGGUGGCCUUGCUUCAUUCUUUCUUCAGUAACCUCCCUCAAGAAUGGCUUGAAGGGACCAAUGUCAUUAUCAAGCAGCUUCGGCCUGUAACAUCAGUCGCCCUGUUGAGAAUAGCUUUCCGUAUAAUGGGGCCACUCCUUCCAAAACUUGCCAAUGCUCAUGCACUUUUCAACAAGACUCUCUCAUCAUUACUAAGUAUAUUAGUGGAUGUAUUUGGAAAAAAUUCCCAGACAACGAUUGCUGUUGAUGCGUCAGACAUAGCAGAUAUCAUUGACUUCCUCCAUCAUGUCGUCCACUAUGAGGGACAGGGAGGGCCUGUGCAGGCUAGCAGCAAACCACGACCAGAUGUUUUGGCCCUCAUUGGAAGGGCAUCAGAGAGUUUACGUCCAGACAUUCAACAUCUGCUUUCACACCUAAACCCUAAUGUGAAUUCCUCUGUAUAUGCGGCAUCUCAUCCUAAGUUAGUCCAAAAUCCAACCUAGAUGCUACUGUAUUAUAUAUACUUUGAAGAUUCUGGCUCUAGCUGAUGACAAAUACACAGCAUGAUUUAGAAAUUGUAUGAACUAAGAGUUGUAUAUAAAACAAUGUAUAUACUAUUCAUUUCAUUUC